AUGCACCGUUUCCUUGUAUUUGUUACCCUCGUCUCGACGGUUCUCGGCGGAACCCUUCAGAUCAUUGACCAUCAAGGCCAGUGCUUCGUAUAUUCUACCCAUAACUUCGGCUGUACCGGGGUUUCAGAGCCGUUCGCACCCCUUGACGGCGUCUCUUGUUCUAGUCUGAAUAAAGCGAAUAAUAGCACCCAGUCUGAUCCUCCUUCAUUUAAAGCCAUGCUUUGUGGCUCCAGCCAACACCCUGCGUGGGUCGAAGUGUAUCGAAGUGGUCUACUUUAUUUUCACAAUUACCAAGGAGACGAAGGGAGCUGCAAGAUCAAUGGAGACCUAGUUAAAGGGAGCUUAUGUACCGUCAGAAACAGUUCGCAGACCUCGUCUCCAGAGAAUCAAUCCCAGCCGACCUCUCCGGUCGCCACCUCCAGCCCGGCAUCGGUUAUGGCAGCAGUGUCGACUCCUAAAAUUUCCUCGGACUCUGAAAGCCCUUCUAACUCUGUAACGGAUUGUUGA
Penicillium waksmanii is the source of this 507-nucleotide messenger RNA. RefSeq lists its product as uncharacterized. The record is from RefSeq and is a predicted model, not a curated record. NCBI's taxonomy places the organism in Eukaryota, Fungi, Ascomycota, Eurotiomycetes, Eurotiales, Aspergillaceae. The transcript has 2 exons. Bases 1 to 507 code for a protein of 168 amino acids.